CCUAAAAUUCCAUAGUGCGUACAACCGGACCUGUGGAUCAGAAAACACACCAGCCAGUAAAGGGAAGAAAGAAGCAUGGAGGUAUCCGUCUGGGUGAAAUGGAGCGUGACUCACUGCUGGCACACGGCACAUCCUUCCUUCUACACGACCGAUUGCAGAACUGCUCUGAUUUAUCAUAUUGCCAUGUGUGCAAGCUGUGUGGCUCCAUUUUAUCACCCGUAGUGGAACACGGCGACAAAUCAGACCAACACAAGACCGUGUCAUGCCGUACGUGUGAGACCACUAAAGGCGUAGAGACUGUGGCCUUACCCUAUGUGUUCCGAUACCUUGUAUCUGAGAUGUUUGCGAUGAAUAUGCGGCUGACGCUCGAGGUGGAGUAGGGCUUGCUAGCUGGGCACAGGAGGCGGUGCUGCUUCUCCGAUAGUUGGAUAUGCUCACAACUUGUAUAUGCUAAACCAGGCUUUCUAGAUAUAUACUUAGUAAAAUCAGGACGAUUCAGCUCUCG
This is a messenger RNA of Sphaeroforma arctica JP610, 505 nucleotides long. RefSeq lists its product as hypothetical. The coding region runs from base 99 to 380 and encodes 93 amino acids. Lineage: Eukaryota; Ichthyosporea; Ichthyophonida. The record is from RefSeq and is a predicted model, not a curated record. Gene Ontology annotation, biological process: DNA-templated transcription. The transcript is spliced from 2 exons. Gene Ontology annotation, molecular function: DNA binding; ribonucleoside binding; DNA-directed RNA polymerase activity. Gene Ontology annotation, cellular component: RNA polymerase I complex.